Molecule: messenger RNA, 1236 nt
Organism: Hordeum vulgare subsp. vulgare (domesticated barley)
Lineage: Eukaryota; Viridiplantae; Streptophyta; Magnoliopsida; Poales; Poaceae
Product: putative F-box protein At1g70380
Exons: 1
Coding region: 1-1236 (411 amino acids)
Molecular function (GO): protein binding
Source: RefSeq, a predicted model, not a curated record
AUGCCGUGCCUGUCUCACGAGCUGAUCCUGUGGAAGAUCCUGGUCCGGCUGCCCACCAAAUCCCUGCUGCGUCUAAGGUGCGUCUGCAAGGCCUGGCGCGACAUCAUCUCCGGCGCCGACCCCUCCUUCUCACAGGCGCACCUCCACCACCUUCACCAGCAAGACAAGAAGCCCUACAGCCUGCUCAUCGCACCACGGAUGAAAUGCAAAAGCGACGUUGAAGAAGAUCCCCGCAACACAACAACAAGACCCUGCACCGAAAUGAUGGUUACCUCCCCGGGGCUCUACCUGUGGGAGGAGAGCCGGCGGGACGUCGCCACCCUCCUAUUCGACAUCUCCUCGUUCCCCGGCGAGGGGGCGGCGACGAGGCGGCAUGGGCUCGCGCACUGCGACGGGCUUGUGCUGCUACCCGCCGAGGACGCCGUGCGCGUGCUCAACCCGGCCACACGCCAAAUCCGCGUGCUGCCGUCGAGCCCGAACAGCGCUCCGCCGGGCCGGUGCCCCGAAGGUGAAGGCCACCAGGCGUUCGGGUUCGGGCGCGACCAUCGCUCAAACGCCUACAAGGUCGCUCGCUUCUUCCACCGUGAAACGCGCGGCAUGGGUGGUGGUCUCGGGAUGGAGGUGUUCACCGUCGGAAAGGACCAGCGCUGGCGCGAGACAGCCGCGCAACCGCCCUACCCUUUCGUAGCAGGGCUGAUGGCCACCUUCUUCAAGGGCUCCUUGAUCUGGACGAUCGACCAUUGCUCGCCUAUGUAUGAUUACUCCCAUCUCGAUGAUGUUGGGCACAUGCCUUGCUUUGUCCGUUUCAACCUCGAAGACGAGUCGUUCAGCGUCAUGAAGGGUCCUCCAUGGUACCAAGGGGCCGACUACCUCGACACCAACUUUGCCGAGCUGAACGGGGAGCUGGCCAUGCCUCAUCCAGGGCCUAACAGCGAACUGGUCGAGAUAUGGAUGUGCGAUGAUGUGGAAGGCAACAACCCGACACGGUGGAAUCAGCGGCUUGUGCUCGACUACCCAUUUUCCAUGCGUCUCAUUGCCACGUUCAAUGACGAGAUAGUGUAUCAAGAUACAUUGGAUUAUCUCUGGCGUCGAACUCGUAAAGGAGACAAGGCUAUGGCUCGCAUGAAUGUCUUGAGAUAUUACAACCCUGAUAUGGGAACACUUGUUGAAUACUCAUGGAGGACCGUCAAAAGGUUCGAUGUAAUCUUUUAUGUUCCGAACCUAGUUAGAAUCUAG